This is a messenger RNA of Ambispora leptoticha, 201 nucleotides long. The record is from the annotation of a GenBank genome assembly. NCBI's taxonomy places the organism in Eukaryota, Fungi, Glomeromycota, Glomeromycetes, Archaeosporales, Ambisporaceae.
AUGACAAAUCAUCUAGCUAUAAAGGUGUUUUUAAAUAUCCCACUCAAACAAGUAUCAAAGCGUCAUGUGGUAGCACCACCUGCAGCAAUUGUAGCAGAUGAAUCAGUACUAGAUCUUUACUGCUAUCGCUACGAAACCUUUAACCCUGCAUUGCAUAUUUGCAUAUUGUAUAUAUUGAACCUAGGUGCGCCACCCACAUGA